Molecule: messenger RNA, 1395 nt
Organism: Folsomia candida
Lineage: Eukaryota; Metazoa; Arthropoda; Collembola; Entomobryomorpha; Isotomidae
Exons: 3
Coding region: 668-1117 (149 amino acids)
Source: RefSeq, a predicted model, not a curated record
UUUAGCAUCAGAAGCUAAAUUACUAAGUACUUGGCUAGAAGAGGGUUUCCCAUCCAUGUUCGUGGAAGGAUAUUCGGCCGAAAUUGGAACACAGGUCAUGUCCGGGUUGCUCUGGAUCUUACCCGGAAUGGACUUACAUGAGCCCGUUGUUCUCGUCACGGCAAGGACAAUAGCAUUGGGAGGGAUUUAUGACGAUAUUUUGGACACAGAUGGAAAAUACAUCAAGGAAGAAUUUCGACCCAUAAAAGAAAAUUUACUAAAAUCUGUCCUUGCUUUGUUGCGAUUGGGUAAGCCGAAAUUGUCUAAUAUUUGCUUCGUUAAUGAUUUUGUAUAAUUUGUGUAGGUUUAGAAAUGGAUUUAUAUGCGGCAGAAUCCAUACGAGUGGAACCAUUCAUUCAAAGUUUUUGCAUCUUGAUGAUAAAGAACUUUAUGAGUUUGGGAUUAACAGAUCCAACAGAUUUGGUGAAAAGGAUUUCAAGUCAGAUUACUACAGUUGCAACAAACAUGAUGACAUGUGACUGGAUCUCUCGUAAUCAAAUGCAUGCCAGUCCUCGCCGGUAUUCUAUGGAUGUUGUGAGACGUUUUCGUGCCAUGGUUUUUUAAUUAUAAAAUUUGUGCAACCAAUUCAAACAAAAAUGUCAUAUUUAACAAUAACUCGUAUUUAUAAAUGCAGGACGAUGCCCUUCCCAUAUUUGCCGAACAUUUUUACAACGUCCGUUAUGGUCCUUUGCCAUCCUGGGUUUUGGCAUCGCCACAACUUCAAAUCUUUAAAAGUGUGGCGUUGCACAUUUCAUCCGGACUAAAUGAUGUAUUUGGGUUUAAGAAGGACAUAAUAAAAGGGGAACCUGAUGGGAUGAUAAUGCAAAGGAUUGGGUGGGGAGAGGAACCGCUAUCAGUGUUUGAGGAGGAGCUUAAAAUUUUACAGGAGUACAUUGAGGAUUAUGUACUAUUGAGGGAAGAAUUAUUUGUCCACUUUCCUGAAGUAAUCAACUAUGUUGAAAUGGUGGAUUCGUAUCUUUACGGCUAUAUUCAAGCUAUGAAGAACUCGACCAGAUAUUUACUUGAUGGGAUGAUAUAUUUUGAUGACGAUGAGUUAGAUUCGGAAGAUAUUGAUUAAAAAAUUGCUAUCAUAGGUAUUACAUUCUUUCCAUUUAGCCCGACCCCAGGCUUAUAUACCUGUGAUGUCCGUCUUUAUUGUAAAAACUGCAAAUUUUGGAAAAAAAUGGGAGUUUACGGAAAUAAUAAUUUGUAAAGUUAUGACACCAUCGGGGAAUCUGCGAUAAUAAUAUUUUUGUAAUUGUAAUUUGCUGCUUUUAAAAAGGUGGUGUUCAAACUGGACGAAAAUUAUGUAAGGAAGGCAAAAUUUUGUGAAGAAGAAGUUUGUAUUUUGGCAAA